Molecule: messenger RNA, 2797 nt
Organism: Gadus chalcogrammus (walleye pollock)
Lineage: Eukaryota; Metazoa; Chordata; Actinopteri; Gadiformes; Gadidae
Gene: sowahca
Product: sosondowah ankyrin repeat domain family Ca
Exons: 3
Coding region: 249-1922 (557 amino acids)
Molecular function (GO): protein binding
Source: RefSeq, a predicted model, not a curated record
GUGGAGCCAAUAUGGACACCUCAGCGGACCAGUUUCCAGAGGGGCGUGGACGGGUUUUGUCACCACUGCGACCCCUGUCUGCCACCAUGAACACAUUUCACCCUCGGAGGAGAGAACGAGGAUUACGAAGAUGCUGUCAUCUGCACCACCACUGAGUGGGGCCAAGUAAAUAUAUAUUUUUAACGCAAAUGUCAAGUAGUUCAGGCAUAUUUUGAUUGCCAUUCAAUUUGCUCUGCACAUGCUUCCAAAUGGCGUCUGAUUGCACUGAACAAUCAAUAUUGGAGUUCUUGAUGAAAAGCGGAGGGAGGGUCGAGCAUAUGGAGUUAAUUAAUCAUUUCGAAUUGAUUUGGAAAAAUGACUCGACGCAGACGAAGGAUCGGGAGACCCUUUCACGUCUUGUGGACGCCGUAGCAUUGGUGACAGUGGAGAACGGGGUGAAAUUCGUGUGCAUGAAGAUGGAUUGUCUGGACGCGGUGAGGCGCACCGAUGCGAAUGUCUAUGCUGUGGAGUGCAAUGGCAACGGCGUAAACACGCAUGACAGUUCGCUGUCAAGGACAUCUGCGCCAACUGUGGAUUUAAACGAGACCUCGGAUGACUGCUUUAAUGGUAACCCGAACGAUAAAGACCAAACAAGGGAGAAAUCACCGACUUCCCCUGUGCUCGUGGACAAUAACCCGAAACCUCACGUCAGCAGCUCUAGGGUCGCCAUAUCAAAAGAACCUGCCUCAUCGACUCAUGGCCAAGUGGCCACUGAUACAACGACCACCUUUGCAGGCACAGAGGUAAAAAUGAGAGAAAGGAGAAGGCGAGAGUCAGCACCAGCUAUAGGGAGUGAGCUGGACCACCCAGCACACCCAGUAGGACACCAUUGUCAGGUGAGAGGCGGACGUCGGAUCUCCAAGGGGUCCCAGCGGGCCAUGCUUACCAGCGGGCUUUCAGAAGACAGCCCCUGGGAGGGACUCGAUACGUUGGGAGAUAGCAGCACUCCCAAGGGGAGUCGCAGGAACUUUAUCGAGCUGAUGAUGAGCAGCUCCCCUCAGGUGCGGAGGUCCAUGAUCCACCGCAGCUCCUGCCUGCGGGACUCGGUGAAGGGCGACGGCGACACCGCCUCGCUGCUCUCCUCCUCGGCCACGGACGAGGACUGCUGCGCCUCCGUCACCCUGGACCCCCUGGAGCACGAGUGGAUGCUGUGCGCGUCCGACGGCCAGUGGGACAGCCUGCAGCCCCUGCUGGCCGUGGAGCCCGGCCUGCUCUCCAAGAGGGACUUCGUCACGGGGUUCACCUGCCUCCACUGGGCCGCCAAGCAGGGCAAGGUGGAGCUGCUGGGCCAGCUGCUGUCCUUCGCCCGCGACAGCGCCGUGCCGGUGGACGUGAACGGCAGGUCCGGCUCCGGCUACACGCCAAUGCAUUUGGCUGCAAUGCACUGCCACACUCAGGUUGUGCGAGCGCUCGUGUCAGACUGGGAGGCGGACACUGAGGUGCGGGACUACAGCGGCAAGCAGGCCAUCCAGUACCUGCCGCCCCCGUUGGCCGCGGACCUCCAUCACCAGGGGGUGGUGGCGGCCACCUCCCCGACCGGCGCUCCCCCCGGGACGGACGCAGAGAGCACGGACCGGGGCGGCGGGACGGGCCGCGGUUGGCGCCUAGCCAGGGCCCUCCAGUCGGGCAACCUAAACCCGCUGAGGCUCCUGAACCCGUCGGCCGAGGCGACGGAACCGGACGCCGGCGCGAGCUGCAAACCCAAGGCGGGCGCGCUGCAGAGGAAGUCCUCCCUGGGUCGGCUCAACGCCCGCCUGCACCGCGGGCGGCGCCGUGCCCAGAUCAUCCACAGCCCCUCGUUCAGGGAGAGCGGCGAGGUGAGGGGGGAUGAGCCCCUGUGCAGCCCUGUACGGACCCGACCGAUGUCCAGCCUGUUUGGGUGAGCAGGCCGGACGUCCCGCAGCGCAGGUGGAACAGGUUAUUGUUGGAUGUACAACCGCUGUCAGAGUUUAUCGAAAGGACCUUUGUUGUUUUUCUACUGAAAUAGGAAUAUCUUAACACUAAAGCACAAACUUAUUUUUUUCUAAGUUUGAUUUACAGAUGUGAGAGUGGCGUUAAGGUUCGGUUGAAAUGAUCAGUUGGAGUAUAGAUAUGCAGUUCCUCUUAACCAUGCUCCUGUUAGUAUGGAAAUAAUAUUUAUACAUCCCCUUUUUCUAGUUCUUAGUUACUGGUGCUGGAUCUGAGACUUUUUUUAGAGAAGUAAUAUAUUGUUGAAAUAUACUUUUAACGGCAGUUUCUUUUAAUACUAAACAUUUUAACAUUGGAAUGCAUUGUUCUUUUUAGGAUAAUUCUCUGUGUGUUGCACAUGUCACUUUGAAUAUAUAUUAUUUUUUUUACCCUCAUAUCUUCAUGUCUUUUCUCUCGGUUACAUCGCUGCUUUGUACUUCAGUUAUUGUGAUUGUUCUUCGUAGAUGUUUUAUUCCCUUGUGCAAUUGCAUGUGUUUGUUAUAAAUAUAGUUCUGAAACUAAUAUUUAUUUGAUGCAUCCUGAGUGCCAUGAAUGCUGUGUUUGUGUUUGGGGACCCAAGUGGUCCCAAAUAAUGAUUGAUUUAAUUGCAUGUUUAGCUUUUUUCUUUCUUAUACCUACACAAAAUAACUGGAGUACUGUAUGGGUUGGUAAAUGUUAAGCUGUAUACCACCCGUUUAUCUUGAGGACAUGUCUGUUUACUGUGAAUUCCUGUCAUGUGAAAAACGCUCGCCACAGUGUUUCUUUGUCUCUUUCUGUUAACCAUGGAGAUAGAAUAAAAAGAGAAAUAUAA